CGUCUCCUCAUGUACGCAAGUGUAGCUCAUUCACAAGCUAGUCGCACUUGAUGAUGACUUUCUCCAUUAUUGCUGUCCUGAAGCUCCACUCAAGUGAGUGUUACUGCCAGCCCGAGCUUGCUGCUGCUGAGUGGGUCACUUAAUUUUUGCUGUCUGGCCCAUACUUUAGCUGGCAGACCCACGGCACCAAACCGGGCUCAGUGAGCGGCAACUCGCCAGCACACAUGCCCGAGUCAGCAAGCUGCCUUGGGGCCUUCGGCUGAUCUAUGCGCAAGCGCGCACACUGUGUCAGGAGCGCGCAAUCGAGUCACAGGCCACAGAUGGCCGAUUAUGGGCUCUGUAGACUAUCACGCUCUUGAAAGCUGCGGUAAUCACCACUUCUCUACGGUCUUCUACCAUCGAUUGCAUACACUAUAUUCAUCAUGAGUGUCACAUUGGAGUAUAGCGACAAGUUUCCGUCAGAAAGCUCAUCAGUACAAGACGUACCGCCGAUGGAACUCGGCGGACGUCGUCAUGCGCAAUUCGUGUCGCGCAAGAUCAAAGGUCCCGUAGAGAAGCCCUGGAAGGAUCGCAAGGUGCCUCGCAGUGAAAAAUGGAGCAACUAUAUCAUCUGGGCUGGCUGGGUUGUUGGGCUCCUCGUCGCAGCAGCGUUUGCGUAUCUCGAAACUGCAAAGUACGACAAGCACCAGUGGUGUCUCGUCUUCGAGGACAACUUUGAUACGUUCAACAUGGACACCUGGAAUCAUGAUAUCGGAUUGGGAGGUUGGGGUGUUUCCUCUUUUGAGUGGACUACGGCAGAUCCAGAGAACUCCUGGGUCGAGAACGGUGCACUUCACAUGAAGCCAACGCUGAAUGAUCCAAACCAGUACAAAGAGGGGGACAUGGUCAACUUGACGGCUACCGGAGAAUGCACAGCUCCUUACGACGCCAUCGACGAUCCUUGUGUGGCUUAUGUCAACUCGACCCAGGGCCGUUCCAUCAACCCCUUCAAAUCUUCUCGACUGACGACGAAGGACAAAUUCUCUUUCAUGUAUGGUAAAAUUGAGAUGCGAGCCAAAAUGCCCCAGGGCGAUUGGCUUUGGGCUGCUUUCUGGAUGCUUCCAACCACAAACACUUAUGGCGGUUGGCCGUUCUCUGGCGAGAUCGAUAUCAUUGAGAUGCGAGGCAACAACUACACCUAUGUCUUUGCCGGUGGCUUUCCAGCAGGCAACAAUGUCAUGAAUUCAGCAAUUCACGCGGGUGUGAGUUAUGAUGCGCACAUUCAUCAGACCCAAAAAGCGCUUGGCUCUGAGUGGCACAUCUAUGGCAUGAUUUGGACAGAGAAGUACAUCAAGACAUACAUCGACAAUGAGCUGCGCACUGUCAUCAGAGUGGACUUUGAGCAAGGCGCUCUAUUCCAGCAAGGUCAAAGCUCCAAUUUGUCUGCACCUUUCGACCAGGAGUUCUACCUGAUUCUCAACAACGCCGUUGGCUCUGCGAAUCGCUACUUCAGUGAAGAGCAGGGGUCGCCAGACAAGCCUUGGCAAGAUGGCUCAUUGAGGUUGGGUGGCAUGCGUGAGAUGUAUGAGCAUCGCGAUUUGUGGCUCCCAAGCUGGGAGAAUGGCAGAAGCGAAAUGGUCAUCGACUACAUCAAAGUUUGGCAAGACUGCAGCAAGACGAAAAAGAGGUAGAGUGAGUUAGCUAGUGAUGUUUUCGAUUUAGCGUAGCAUUGUACAAGUACAACGUCGAACUUUCUUUCCAAUGAGCGCUAACCAAUGGACCAUGGCGGCCUCUCGAUCAGCCCGUUACUAGAAUAGCUAUAUC
This is a messenger RNA of Protomyces lactucae-debilis, 1803 nucleotides long. Its product is annotated as concanavalin A-like lectin/glucanase domain-containing protein. Bases 423 to 1670 code for a protein of 415 amino acids. The transcript has a single exon. The record is from RefSeq and is a predicted model, not a curated record. NCBI's taxonomy places the organism in Eukaryota, Fungi, Ascomycota, Taphrinomycetes, Taphrinales, Protomycetaceae. Gene Ontology annotation, biological process: carbohydrate metabolic process. Gene Ontology annotation, molecular function: hydrolase activity, hydrolyzing O-glycosyl compounds.